This is a messenger RNA of Dendronephthya gigantea, 2631 nucleotides long. RefSeq lists its product as uncharacterized. Bases 73 to 2484 code for a protein of 803 amino acids. Lineage: Eukaryota; Metazoa; Cnidaria; Anthozoa; Malacalcyonacea; Nephtheidae. The transcript is spliced from 10 exons. The record is from RefSeq and is a predicted model, not a curated record.
UUGAUGGUAAAAAGGUGAAGAAGGUCCCAAAAUCUGACUUUUAACAGGUCAUGAGGACAACUAUGUGUGCGAAUGAUAAUUUUCCUGGUAGAGAUGGAUCAGAAUUUAGGUAGGAAUGGCAUUCAUCGCGACGUACAUGAAAUAUAUCAACAAACCAGGCCUGGGACCGCAACGAAAUCAUCAGCAAUUAAUAGUUCAAGGAAUCGAUAUAGAUCUCAGCAGCAACAACCUGGCAGAUACUUAUGUGUCGACACAAGAAAAGAUCAAGUAUAUGCACCUAGACUUGGACACCCAAACUCACAUCACACACAGGACUAUUACAGUACAAGCACUAAAGCACAACAUUUUAGCAAAGAUGUGCGAUCAAAUUUACCCACUAAAGGAAUAAAAAAGAUUGUUCAACCUGACAGCUUAUGCAAAUUCAAGACAACUUUAGCAGUAGACUAUGUUCGUGAUAUUUUGGAUGAGACUUCUUCAAUUUAUCGCCCUACAACUCAAAAAAAUGGUUUAAAGAAAAAGGGACCAUUACGACCACUUCUUGGUACAGGGCUGCACAGCUUGCAACCAAAUGUUACAAAAUGUCUUGGUAUACAAAACGAUCGUCAAAAGAAGACAGUGAUCGUAGACGAUGGUCUGGGAGUUCGUGACGAAGUUGUCAGUCCUGACAUAAUACGUUUUUCAUCCGCCACUAAAAUCAUUUCACCCAGUACUCUGACAGUUGAUUUGCGCAAGCUUUCUCUUGUUGAUCAAAGCGAAACCGCUUCAAAUAUCAGCGUUAUUUACGGAGAACAACAGACAGAAGAUUUAGUUAAGAAUCCAAAACGUAUCAUAUUUAAUAGAAAUUUUGAAUCCAACGAUGAUGGUGACGAUUCUUGGACAAAAACCACUGAUUCUGAAAAUAAGAUUUUUGAUCAUCACAUUGAUGAUGAUGAUCAAGGUAUCGAUGAUUUCUUCGAUUGUAACCACAAGAUAGAUUAUAAUUGUGGAACAUGUGAUAUUGAUGGUAUCCUUCAAGCAAAUGAUUAUCGUGAUUGUAUCCAUACUGUCGUGAAUGAUGAUAGUGAUAGUUGUGAUGAUAUUGAUGAUGAUAGAACUCUUCAUAAUAUGAAUUGCAAUGAGACUCACAAGACAGAUAAAGAAAUUUAUUCCUUUCGAGAAGAGGAAGAAUCGAUUCCAAAGACUAUUUCUGAGGAGAAAUUCACAAAAUCAUAUGCAUGGCAAAUAAAUGAAAGUUUUGACCAUACGAUUUCUGGGAAAAACGACUCUAAAAUAGACAGAAGAUUAGAAAUCAGAAAUGAUUCUUUUCCAAAACUGUCCGAAGUGCAUCAAGGAAUCGCCGAUGAUAACGCACUGGAGGAAACGAACACUGAGGCUGCAGUAUUAACAUGCGAUAAACCGCCCACAACAGAUCAGGAUAGUGAACAAAAAACUAAAGAUCACGAGCGACAGAACGCUUGUGGUAAACCAUUCUUGAAUUCUGGUGUUUCCACUACACCUUCAGGCAACCAAAGUAGCCCAGAUCAAGAUAGCGUGCAAGUCAAAGAUAUCUGGAAAGCUCUCAACGAUGGUGGUUUUGAUAUUUCCAGAGAGGAAGUGUCUAAAUAUAAAGUAAACACGACUAGACCAAGAAUAAAAUCUGCUCCGGCUCGAAGAAUGUCUUCACAGACAACAAAUUCUCUCUUUAAAGAUGUCCCAACGCGUGUGAAAUCUGCCAUUAGUAGGCAAAGAACUCUGCGUGAAAAGGUGAAGACAGAGUGCUUGGAAGAUUUAUCUGGGGAUGAUAGUCCCAGUGUUAGUGGUUUUUCUCAAGACGAGCCAGGAGAAGGAAAGCUGAAAGCAAGCGAUGAUUCCCUACGUAAUGACCAAAGUACAUUGGAGGUUGUGGCCAUCAGCAAGCCAUUUACAAAGCUCAUAAGAAAAAAAAGAAUUCCGCCUGUACCUCCGUUGAAUUUUCAAAUCAACACUAUUCCAAAAUCUGGCCAUUUCUUUUACUUUGCUUAUGGUCUCAACAUGAACCAAAAAAGAUUAGAAAUUAAACUAAAAUGCCAGACAGGUUUUCGAUAUUGGGGUUUGCUUUUCGGUUUCAGAUUACUCUUCAACAAGAAAGGUUCGGCUGAAGGUGGUGUAGGAUUUCCAAAUAUAGCGUACGAACCUGGAUUUUCUGUCGAAGGAUGUGUUUAUGAGCUAUCAUUGGACUACCUUUCACUUUUAGAUACUUGUAUUGGUUUUCCAAAGCAUUAUUCAAGAUUGAUUGUACCAGUGUGGAUGUGUAAUAGUUUAAACCCAGUUGAACAUGGUGUCUGUCAACAUUGUGUACCCGCUGUAGUUUAUAUUGCACAAGACGACUGGAUCGCUCCAGAUCCAGCAACGCUUGAUACAUCUUUCACAUUGAAACAAUGUAUUUUGGGAACAGAUUUAUUGACUUCAAAUUAUCAACAUUUUUUAGACAAUCAACGAGCUGUUGCGGAUACAACUUUGAUGUAAUUAUUGUAAUUAGGCUGUGUAUAUACAAUGUAAGAUUUGUAAAUUAACCAUGUUUUCGGCCUGAAUAUUUAGGCGAUUAUUAUAGUUAACUUUUUGUAUAGUUUACUGCCUGAAGGCGAAGCGUUGCGAAGAAAAAACAAGUUUUUU